AUGGCUGAUCUGAAGGUCUCGCAGCCCACGGACUCGGCUCCAGCAGCCAAGGACGUCAGCGUCCAGACAUUCGAAAGGCAGUCCACCUCAGACAUCGAGUCUGCGCAGGAGAAACGGCCGGAACUAAAAGCGGUGCAACGGAAAGUCGAUCUCCGUAUCCUACUAUGGUACUCCUUCAUCUACCUGAUCAUGCGAAUCAACGUCUCCAACAUCACCAACACGGCCAUCAUGAACGAAACCCAAGGCGACGACAUCCGUCAGCAGCUGCAUCUCUCUUCGCAGCAGUGGGCCUGGGUGCUCAGCAUCUUCUACUAUCCCUACGCGGCCUUUGAGCCCGCGUCGACGCUGCUGCUGAAGCGUUUCAAGCCGAACAUCUGGAUGAGUCGCAUCAUGGUCACUUGGGGCAUCGUCUCGAUGUGUCAAGGAGCAACGCAGAAUUACUCCAGCAUCCUUGCUUGCAGAUUCCUGCUGGGCCUCGCGGAAGCCGGCUACUAUCCUGGCGUGCUUUAUCAUCUGUCCUUCUGGUAUCCUGCCGACAGCAUGGCAUUGAGGAUUGCCUUCUUCUACGCGUGUGGCCAAUUUUCGGGAACUGUUAGUGGAUUGUUGGCAUAUGCCCUGUCUUUCAUCAACGGCGCGGGCGGCUUGGCUGCGUGGCGAUGGGUGUUCAUCAUCGAAGGCAUCCCGCCAAUUCUGCUCGGAGUCACAACUUUCUUCUGGCUCCCCAACUACCCCGAUGAGAAGGCCAACUUUGUCAGCGCCGAGGAACGACAGGUGAUUGUCGACUCGCUGCCAAAGACGCAACCCAGAGGCUCCGCGAAGACAUGGAACCUCGACCAGGUCAAGGCGUUGUUGUGCGAUCCGACGUCGUCGACCUUCACGUUAAUUUGGGUGUUCCAUGCCAUAGGUGGCUGGGGGGUUGGGACUGUGCUGCCGACAGUCAUCUACGAGCUCGGCCUGACUGGGACUGCUGAUGCACAGCUGAUGACAAUGCCCGCGUACGCCUUCGGAUGCGCGUCACUCGUCUUCAUCGGCUGGCUCAUCCACACUAAGAGGCUGGUCUCAUGGGUAGCCGCAAUCUUACUCGAAAGUAUUGCGUGCGCGUGCUAUGUCAUCCUCAUCACCGUGGACAUCCCGUCGGUGAAAUAUGUGUUCGUCACGAUUGCGUUGGCCUGCUCGAUUUGCAUCUACCCCAUCAUCUGGCCGGAGCGUAUCCGAGCGGCACACGGAACGACAGCAGCCGGGCUUGCGAUUGGACUCACAAAUGCCUCCGCCCAACUCUCUGGCAUCGUCGGCCCACAGGUAUAUCAGCCCAAGUUUGGUCCGAGAUAUCGAGUGAGCUUCUCGAUAUCCAUUGGGUUGCUUGCCGGCGCCAUUGCCAGCAUUUGCGCAACGUGGUACCUCGUGGCGAAGCGAGACCGAGAGCGGUCGAAUACCAUUCUGGAUGAGGUUCCGAGUGUGCAAGAGGCGAUUGUGACGGAAGAGAAGGUAGCGUAG
Messenger RNA from Neohortaea acidophila, 1494 nucleotides. Its product is annotated as major facilitator superfamily domain-containing protein. Gene Ontology annotation, biological process: transmembrane transport. The coding region runs from base 1 to 1494 and encodes 497 amino acids. The record is from RefSeq and is a predicted model, not a curated record. The transcript has 3 exons. Gene Ontology annotation, cellular component: membrane. Lineage: Eukaryota; Fungi; Ascomycota; Dothideomycetes; Mycosphaerellales; Teratosphaeriaceae. Gene Ontology annotation, molecular function: transmembrane transporter activity.